Messenger RNA from Echinostoma caproni, 1485 nucleotides. Lineage: Eukaryota; Metazoa; Platyhelminthes; Trematoda; Plagiorchiida; Echinostomatidae. The record is from the annotation of a GenBank genome assembly.
AUGAUGAUGGCCACCUGGGCCGCUGCGGCCAUGGCAGCUGCUGCUUCUGGAACUAACCAUCCACUGACGGACCCUUCUGUGCCACUCAACAACCAGACUCAAAAGUUACCCGAAUCCCAGCCCAAUUCGAAUGCACUGAAAAUUCCCUACCCUCCAGCACCAUUCCCUUUCCAUCCGGUAAAUCCGACUCUACCGACCGGUUCUGGCAAAUUCGCUCCUCGUGGACCUGUUCCAUCUGAUUUAAGACACGGGUCCGCAUAUGCGAAUAUCCUGGCCAAUGAUAUCAUGCAUACAAAAUAUCCCGACUCGUCCGUUGGCUCUACACGCGGUUUAAUGAACAGGUCCAUGCAUAACCAUCCGGCCCCGGUUGAUUUCACAAAAGUACCGCAUCCUUGGAAUUGGGCUUUCGGUUUUCCACCGGCAAUCCCAACGGCUCCCCCACCGCCGCCACCGCCGCCGCCACCACAACCAGCACCACCCACAGUUCAAGCUCCCAGUCCGGUAACAUCAGCCUCAUCCAGUGUGACACGGCCCACAUCAACAAAAGGGUUAAGCGAUCCGGAUAACCGGAUCGGGAAAGGACGAACUGUGGAAAAUAUCCAUCCGGUCGAAUCGAUGGAUCACAGUGAUCAUGAUCUGGGUACCCGCGUGCCGUCUUGUCCCUCGAUUUCCUCGUUAGACGCAGCCUCAGCUUCACCUCCUCUGGAUGUUUGCAAUGCACCCGAUCUUGGCCAACAGUCCAGUCCAGAGUCAAACCAGGGGCGGGAUUGUCUUUCACCACUUUGGUGGAUCAAUCUUACCCAACCGAAUCGCGCUCAGGAACAAUCACACCGUAUUCCACCCGGCCGAACGGUGGAGAAAAACGGUCCGCUAAAUAUGCACAUGCUUCGACUCGGUCCCGGACAAGAUCUACGUGCCUGUCUCUCGCAUUAUGUAACCAGUCAACACUUGAACGGAGCAUUUGUGGUCACGUGUUGCGGGAGUGUACGAAAUGCACGCCUACGAUUGGCCAAUUUGGAGGUGAAAGAAUUCGGCGGCCCGUUCGAAAUCGUCUCGUUGGUUGGGACGUUAGAUUGUGAGGGACAGCCGCAUCUUCAUAUCGCACUGGCCGAUUCCACCGGAGCUGUAUGUGGCGGGCAUUUGCUUGGACCGAGUCGUAUUCAUACGACAGCAGAAUUAGUCUUGGGUGUUGUCGAUUUUGCCCCAACAAAGACUGUGACUACGAGUUCACCUAGCGCGAAAGAACUCAAACGACCUGCGUCCAAAAUGACGGCCGAAGUAGAAGGGGAACAGCCGCUUAGUUUGUCCACCAGUCUGUCUCCGAAAUCACCGACAGAUCAUUCGGAUGUCACUGCGGCUUCAGUGGAUGCGCGAAGUAAAACUCCAAGACUGGAAUCUCAGUUACGUAUUCGAUUGGUGCGUAAAACUGACCCGAGCACAGGCUUCAAAGAGUUGACUGUGGAGUCGACAGGCGCUGCAGUUUGA